CUCGKGAGGCUGCUGUGAGUCACUCAUCCCCUGCUGCUGGGAAUAGCAGCGAGCAGCCUGCGAAGCAACACCGGUGAGAUGCUUCGUGUUGAUGGACUGAAAUGAACGGCCGGUUUAGGAGCAGAGCUUUUAAUUGUCAUGAAGAACGUCAGCCAGUGCUGCACAUUUAUGAUCAUACCCUCAGGACUGCAGAUACUUCUAACAGGGUGAUGACAAUGGUACAGUGAUGGCAGAGACACAGCAGGAUUUUUAGAGUGAGAAGAUGCUGAGGAAUGAAAAUGCAUCUUGGUUCUCCAAUUUCUCCUCUGCUGCCUCGUCCUUCGUGAAAGGAGAUGGAAGCUGGGCAGGAAUUGGCCUCCAGGAGGUGGUCAUUGGACUGAUACUAACCCUUAUUGAUCUGAUCACACUCCUGGGAAACACAGUAGUCUUCAUCUGCCCUGUGGUGGAGAAGAGGCUGCGCACUGUCACCUACAUGUUCAUCAUGUCUUUAGCCACAGCAGACUUCCUUGUCGCGUGCCUGGUCAUGCCAUUUAGUAUCAUUUAUGAGGUGACAGGGAUGUGGCUGUUUGGGAAGCUGUUUUGCAAAGUAUGGAUCUCCUUUGAUGUCAUGUUCUGCACUGCGUCCAUCGUUACUUUGUGCUUUAUAAGCCUGGACAGAUACUGCUCUGUGGUGACCCCUUACCACUACUCAAGAAGGAUGUCUCGUGGCAGGUGCAUCGUAAUGACCUGCAUGGUCUGGGUGUACUCUUCUCUCAUUUCUUUCCUUCCUGUCAUGCAAGGCUGGAACGAGAUCCCUGGAGUGCAUUUUGAUGCAGGCAGAGAAUGCAUCUUUGUCACCAACUGGAUUUUUGCCAUUGUAGCGUCUGCCUUGGCCUUUUUUGUCCCCUUCAUGGUCAUGUGCAGCAUGUAUUUCUUCAUCUACCGGGCUUCGCGGCUCAAGGCCACACGGAUCAUGUCUCAGACGCUGGACAUUCACUACCACCCCAACAGCAAGCGGCAGAACCACCUGCAGCUGGAGAACAAAGCCACGCGGACCAUUAGCAUUAUCAUUUCUGUCUUUGUGCUCUGCUGGCUGCCCUACUUUGUCCUGAAUGUUUGGUUGGCUGCCAAAGGGGUCAAUUCCACCAGCACUGUCCUGGUUGACACCUUCAAGAUCAUCACUUGGUUGGGUUAUUGCAACUCCACAAUCAACCCAAUGCUCUACGCAUUCCUGAACCGGGACUUCCAGCGGGCCCUGAAGAAGCUGCUCAUUUGCAGGCACAGGUCUCAGGUGGACAUUGGAGAAGACAUGGUUUCAAUAGCCACCUUUUCCAAGACUGCUCCAGACUUGGAAUGUAGCGUGUCAGUGCCAGUGCCUAAUGGCACUCUGAAGGCCAAACCCAAGUAAUAGGGAUUUGGAAUCAGCUGCUGGAGGCUGUGGUGGGAUCAACACAAGAGCACAUCUGAAUGGAAGAGCAAUGGGAAGGAAAAUAGAGGAAGCAGAAGCUGUAAUAGAACUUGAGUGUUUAUUACAGCUGGAAGCAUCCUGCAAGCUAUUGCUUCAUCUUCCAUACUUUUAUCAAUGAUGAACUUUGCUAUUUUGGGGCAAUUUAUUACAACUAAUGAAGAUAAUUACUGUCUCACUAUUUAUUUUAAUUGGUAUUUCCUAAGAUGAAUUCAAACUUCCUACUGGUAAAAAAUAACUUUGAUAAUGUGAACUUG
Molecule: messenger RNA, 1701 nt
Organism: Nothoprocta perdicaria
Lineage: Eukaryota; Metazoa; Chordata; Aves; Tinamiformes; Tinamidae
Product: octopamine receptor-like
Exons: 5
Coding region: 263-1387 (374 amino acids)
Biological process (GO): adenylate cyclase-activating adrenergic receptor signaling pathway
Cellular component (GO): membrane
Molecular function (GO): G protein-coupled receptor activity
Source: RefSeq, a predicted model, not a curated record